Oryzias melastigma (Indian medaka) is the source of this 619-nucleotide messenger RNA. Its product is annotated as RING finger protein 175. Lineage: Eukaryota; Metazoa; Chordata; Actinopteri; Beloniformes; Adrianichthyidae. Gene Ontology annotation, cellular component: endoplasmic reticulum membrane; Golgi membrane. Gene Ontology annotation, molecular function: metal ion binding; ubiquitin protein ligase activity. The transcript is spliced from 6 exons. The record is from RefSeq and is a predicted model, not a curated record. The annotation marks the transcript as partial.
GAUGUGGGUGGUUCCGCUGUAUUUCACCAUCAAACUGUACUGGUGGAGGUUUCUGUCCAUGUGGGGGAUGUUCUCCGUGGUCACCAGCUACGUCAUCUUCAGAGCCACCCGCAAACCGCUGUCCUGCAGGACGCCCAGGAUGGUCUACAAGUGGUUCCUGCUGAUCUACAAGCUGAGUUACGCCGUCGGGGUUCUAGGUUACCUGGCCAUCAUGUUCACCAUGUUCGGCUUCAACGUUUUCUUCAGGAUAAAGGCGGAGGACUCCAUGGACGUGGGCGUGAUCAUGCUGUUCUACGGUCUGUAUUACGGCGUCAUGGGGAGGGACUUUGCUGAGAUCUGCUCCGACUACAUGGCCUCCACGAUCGGGUACUACAGUAAGGGAGGAAUGCCCAGCAGGAGCCUCUCCAACGACAUCUGUGCCGUGUGCGGUCAGAGGAUCCUGGUGGACGUGGAGGAGGAGGGCUUCAUCGAAGACACCUACCAGCUCUCCUGCGGACACAUAUUCCAUGAGUUCUGCAUCCGCGGCUGGUGCAUUGUGGGUAAGAAACAGACGUGCCCGUACUGCAAUGAGAAGGUGGACCUGAAGAGGAUGAUGAACAACCCCUGGGAGAAGACCCAC